This is a messenger RNA of Auxenochlorella protothecoides, 867 nucleotides long. Its product is annotated as Methionine synthase. The transcript is spliced from 3 exons. The annotation marks the transcript as partial. NCBI's taxonomy places the organism in Eukaryota, Viridiplantae, Chlorophyta, Trebouxiophyceae, Chlorellales, Chlorellaceae. The record is from RefSeq and is a predicted model, not a curated record. Gene Ontology annotation, biological process: pteridine-containing compound metabolic process.
CAGGGCAAGGUCAUCGUCAACUCCAUCUCCAUGAAGGAGGGGGAGGCCAAGUUCCGGGAGCAUGCCGCGAUCGUGAAGCGACAUGGUGCUGCAGUCGUGGUCAUGGCCUUUGAUGAGGAGGGCCAGGCUGCCACCUUCGAGGACAAGGUCCGCAUCUGCCUGCGUGCCUACAGGAUCUUGGUGAAUGAGGUGGGCUUCGAUCCCCAAGAUGUGGUGUUUGACCCCAACAUCCUCACGGUUGGCACGGGUCUAGCGGAGCACAACAACUACGCCGUGGACUUCAUCAAUGCCACGCGCGAGAUCAAGAAGGUCUGCCCCGGCGCCAAGGUCAGCGGCGGCGUGUCCAACAUCGCCUUCUCCUUCCGCGGCAACGAGCCCGUGCGCCGCGCCUUCCACUCUGCCUUCCUGCACCACGCCUGCGCGGCGGGGAUGGACAUGGGCAUCGUGAAUGCCGCCCAGGUGAUUGCCGACAAGUACGAGCUGAUCGACAAGGAGCUGCUCGGCUACGUGGAGGACGUGCUGCUCAACCGGCGCGAGGACUCCACCGAGCGCCUGCUGGACUUUGCCGCGCUGCUGGACCCCAAGUCCCCCCCCACCGCCGUACGGCGGCUGAAGGAGGAGAGCGCGCUGGCAAGCCUGCCGCCCAGGGUCAACCCCAUCGCGCCGGGCGUGGACACCCUGGCGCCCGAGGCCCACCUGCCCCUCGUGCCCGAGUACACACCCUACGUGGACAGGAUGAGGAGGACCGAGGCCUUUGAGCAGCUGGAGGAGCUGCUGGAGUCGCGCAUCUGCUUCAUCGAUGGCGCCAUGGGCACCCAGAUCCAGAAGUGGAAGCUGACAGAGGAUGACUUCAAGGGCGACCGGUGA